AUGGUGACCGCUAUAGUUAACAAUGAUCCUCCGAGCCAGGUCGUCUAUCAUUACUCCAUUUGCAUCUAUGUCAAGGCUAUUUUCGAUUUAGGCCAGAUGCCAAGGGCGUACAAAGACCCGACUCUCAAUCAACAAUUUCUCAAAUCCAAGAGAUCAUACGAGCCUUCAGGCAUUGGGAAACCUCAACCUUUUGAGCAGUCCGAGCCUUUCUUUUGUUCAGUCACUCAUAUCUGCAACAUUCCAAACCAGGCAUUUUUGAUGCAAUAUACCGGAAACAUGAGCCAAGCCUGGGUCAUUAACUCAUACGCCGCUCGGCAGAUCGUUGCUCUGAAAUAUCAUGAAAUCGGAAAUCCCGUUCACUCCUUAUAUUGGUGCUAUUAUCUCGACCGCACACUCAGUGCUCUUUUCCUCCGCCCCUUUUCAUUACCCGAGCCUCAGAUGUCUCCUGCGGAACUCGUCAUUCCAGAUAAAUCUCUUCCACAUAUGCCGUUAAUACGGAUAUUGCUGGAAUUGGUACGGAUACAAGGCGAUCUUUCCAAUUGUGGGAAAGCAGACAGUACCCAUCAAAUACUCGCCAACCACUCUAAACUACAGGAUAAAAUGGAAACAAUCAAGUCAAGUUUGCAAUCUACGCGCCAAUCUGUCGAUGAUUUUCUAUCCUGUAACUGGGUUGCGGCCGAAUUUUGCUAUUAUGCGAUCCAAGUGGACAUUUUGCACUCACGAUUGAAGUUCUCCUUCUCCCCCUUAGCACACAAAGAAUGCGUAUCAUACGCUCGCAAGUCUCUGAGAGCACUGCAUCAUUUGCAGAAGAAUCCCUCCAAGAGCCCAGGCUUGGUUGACCCAUAUCCGACAUUCUUGACAUGGACUAUAUUUCUCUACCCUCUGAGCCCCUUUUUCGUUCUGUUUUGUAACAUAAUUAGGGAGCUUGAUCAAAACGACUAUAAUCUCAUUCAAGAGAUCACUCAAAGCUUGGCUCCGUUUGUCGCAAGCCCGUACAUCUCCAAGCUGUUGAGGCUGUUGGGGUCCCUUCAAAAAAUCUGUACCCCACUGAUUCAAGCCAAGGAGCGCCUGGGACCGAAGACAAGAGUUGCGCCUUGGUAUCCAUCAAUGACUGGGGUACUGCCAAAUACCUCGGCACCCAUAGAUGACAGCAGCUAUCCGAUAAAUUUUACUUCAUAUUCCGACUCGGUUCCACCUGCGAUGCCACAGAUGCAAGCCCAAGCCCCUGGGGAUCAGGUUUACCCACCGACGGACGAGCUCAUGUGGCAUUUGUUCAAUAGGCAAUUGUCGAUGGAGUGUUUUCAGAAAGACUUUGUUUCACUGGACACGAACGUUAAUGCUAAUUUCUAG
Penicillium argentinense is the source of this 1350-nucleotide messenger RNA. Its product is annotated as fungal specific transcription factor domain-containing protein. The record is from RefSeq and is a predicted model, not a curated record. Gene Ontology annotation, biological process: DNA-templated transcription. The coding region runs from base 1 to 1350 and encodes 449 amino acids. The transcript is spliced from 5 exons. NCBI's taxonomy places the organism in Eukaryota, Fungi, Ascomycota, Eurotiomycetes, Eurotiales, Aspergillaceae. Gene Ontology annotation, molecular function: DNA binding; zinc ion binding.